Messenger RNA from Oryza sativa Japonica Group (Japanese rice), 1723 nucleotides. Its product is annotated as 3-isopropylmalate dehydrogenase 2, chloroplastic. Gene Ontology annotation, biological process: L-leucine biosynthetic process. Lineage: Eukaryota; Viridiplantae; Streptophyta; Magnoliopsida; Poales; Poaceae. Gene Ontology annotation, molecular function: 3-isopropylmalate dehydrogenase activity; magnesium ion binding; NAD binding. The record is from RefSeq and is a predicted model, not a curated record.
GGCAGGGCACAACACAACCGCGCGGCAGCUCUGACUCCGGUGGUUUUCCCGAGAGCUGCCGGUUUUAAACGCGUUUCAGCACCAACAAAGCAAGGGCAAAGCCCAAGCCCACCACCAAGUCUCCGACCACUAAACUUGCAAAAAAAAAAAAAGAAACACAAAAAAAAUGUCAAUCCAAGCUAAUCCCCUCAUCAAAACCCUAGCCUUGUCGCCUCGUCGGCGGAUGGCGCCGCCGGCGCCGGCGACGGCGCGGCGCCCGAUGGCGGCCGUCCGCUGCUCCGCGGCGAAGAGGAGCUACAACGUCACGCUCCUCCCCGGUGACGGCAUCGGCCCGGAGGUGGUCGCCGUCGCCAAGGACGUCCUCUCCCUCGCCGGCGCUCUCGAAGGCGUCGAGUUCCGCUUCCAGGAGAAGCUGAUGGGCGGCGCGGCGGUGGAUGCGUACGGCGUGCCGCUCCCGGAGGAGACGCUCGCGGCGGCGCAGGCGUCGGACGCCGUCCUCCUCGGCGCCAUAGGAGGGUAUAAGUGGGAUAACAAUGAGAAGCACCUCAAGCCAGAGACUGGGUUGCUCCAGAUACGCGCUGGGCUUGGCGUCUUUGCUAAUCUGAGGCCAGCUGCAGUGUUGCCUCAGUUAGUAGAUGCAUCUACUUUGAAAAAAGAAGUAGCUGAAGGAGUCGACAUCAUGGUUGUUAGAGAGCUUACAGGAGGAAUAUACUUCGGCCAACCUAGGGGUUUUGGAAAGAACGACAAAGGAGAAGACACUGGCUUCAACACUGAAGUAUAUUCAGCUUCUGAGAUUGAUCGAAUCACACGUGUUGCAUUUGAGGUUGCUCGCAAGAGGCGCGGGAAGCUUUGCUCAGUAGACAAAGCGAAUGUGCUUGAGGCAUCUAUGCUUUGGAGAAAACGGGUGACUUCAUUAGCUUCUGAAUUCCCUGACAUUGAGCUGUCGCACAUGUAUGUUGAUAAUGCAGCAAUGCAGCUUAUUAGGAAUCCUAAGCAGUUUGACACAAUUGUCACAAACAAUAUUUUUGGUGACAUAUUGUCUGAUGAAGCAUCAAUGCUUACUGGAAGCAUUGGAAUGCUCCCAUCUGCCAGUGUUGGUGAAUCGGGACCAGGUCUUUUUGAGCCUAUUCAUGGUUCUGCGCCCGACAUUGCUGGGCAGGAUAAGGCAAACCCAUUAGCUACAAUUCUUAGUGCUGCCAUGCUAUUGCGGUAUGGCCUUGGAGAAGAAAAUGCUGCAAAGAGAGUUGAAGCCGCAGUUACAGAGACACUAAACAACGGGUUCCGAACUGGGGACAUAUAUUCUCCUGGAACGACCUUGGUCGGAUGCAAGCGAAUGGGAGAGGAAGUCCUGAAGACUGUAGAGUCGCAGAGCGCGGUUGCUCUAAACUCGUAGCUCUCAGUAUUUCAGCUGUAGCCCUGUGAUUGUGAUGGUCGAAAGCACAUCAGAGAUUGAGGCCGCCAAAGAAUCACAUUGAUGCUGGACUUCCUGAUGUUUUUUGCCUGUCCUUGUGUCAUUCUGUAACUUAGCGCAUGAGUUGCCUCUUUCCCCUUUUCUCUUGUACCUUGAAUUUUUUCUGUGGUGAUGGUUGACUUAACUGUCUAGGCCAACAAUAAUAAAAUGGGGUUGGUUCCAUAUACCUAGCUGAACAAGAGGUUGGUUGUGUAACGUACUAACGUUGGUUGAGUAUAUAUACUACCCCCAUCUCCUGUUCAUGUUGCUGUA